GCCACUCUAUCGCUUGCUUACAAGUCAGUAGGAGUUGUGUUUGGAGGGCUUGUGACUUCACCGCUUUAUGUGUACCCUUCAAUGGCAUUAAAGUCUCCAACUGAAGAAGCCUAUUUGGGAAUCUACUGCAUCAUGUUCUGGACUCUUAGUUUAAUUGGUGUUGUCAAGUAUGCUUGUAUAGCUUUGAAAGCUGAUGAUCAGGGUGAAGGUGGUACAUAUGCUCUAUAUUCACUACUUUGCAGGCAUAUGAACAUUGGAGCCAUUACUUCGACUGGUGUCAGUUCACCAUCAAGUCAAUCACAUGAUAAUAGUUUGCAUCAAAGCUUUAAAAAGUCAAGUAGACUUGGGAUGUUUAUUGAGAGGAGUCUGAUUGCUAGGAGGAUUUUAUUUUUCAUAGCAACACUCGGCAUGUGUAUGUUAAUCGGUGAUGGAAUACUCACCCCUGCUAUCUCAGUGUUGUCAGCAAUGGAGGGCAUCAGGGUUCGUUUUCCAAAGUUCAGCAAAUCUCUGGUAGAAGCCCUCUCUGCAGCAGUUCUUAUUGUUUUGUUUUUGCUACAAAAGUAUGGUACUGCACGAGUAAGCUUUCUGUUCUCCUCCAUCAUGGGUGCGUGGAUGUUGAGGACUCCCCUUAUUGUGGGAGCGCGUGACUGCGUUUUGGAGCCUACUACUCUCACAAAGACUAUGGAUGCAAGUGGGAGAGUGCCUAUUAUUGCUUCAACUGACCAUAGGAUACUCAUUGGCCGUAGCCUUCCUCAAGAUUUUCGAUCCGUAGGCUACUUGAUUACAGCAGCUCGAUCCGUAGGCUACUUCUCCGAUUUGUAG
This is a messenger RNA of Erigeron canadensis, 822 nucleotides long. Its product is annotated as probable potassium transporter 17. The coding region runs from base 82 to 822 and encodes 246 amino acids. Gene Ontology annotation, biological process: potassium ion transmembrane transport. Lineage: Eukaryota; Viridiplantae; Streptophyta; Magnoliopsida; Asterales; Asteraceae. The record is from RefSeq and is a predicted model, not a curated record. Gene Ontology annotation, molecular function: potassium ion transmembrane transporter activity. The transcript is spliced from 6 exons. Gene Ontology annotation, cellular component: membrane.